AUAAUUGAAUGAAAUACAAUUAAAAUAAAAGAUGAAUUUAAGUUUAUUUAUGGAAAACAAUUCGAUUAUUCCCAAUUACUUCUAACAUGUAGUUGAAAUUAUUUCAAUUAUUAUUGUGGAAAAAUUGUAGAACAUACAUAAAUGCCCAAUUACUUCUAACAUGUAGUUGAAAUUAUUUCAAUUAUUAUUGUGGAAAAAUUGUAGAACAUACAUAAAUAACUAUGGACCCAUUUGAGGAUUCGUUCAAUGCCAUACUUGCAAAUUGCGAUAUUGACAUUCCGUGUCCAUCGAAGCAAACAAAGACUGAAAAACCAGAAAAUUCAAAUGAUAAAGAAGAUACUGGUACUAAGCCGAAGAUUAAUAAAAGUCAUUGCAUUCUAGUUUCACCAAAACAGAAAGGAAAUCCAAUACUAAAAGCGAUAACUAAUGUCCCCUGGGAGUUUGAAGAUAUUAUACCAGAUUAUGUAAUGGGAAAAACUACUUGUGCUUUGUUUUUAUCCCUUAAAUACCAUAACCUAAAACCUGAUUAUAUACAUGAACGUCUCAAGUUACUUGGAAAAAGUUAUGAAUUGAGAGUGCUUUUGGUCCUUGUCGACAUGCAGGAGCCUCACAUACUACUAAAAAAUUUAACGAGAAUAUGCAUACUGGCAAAUCUAACCCUCAUGCUGGCAUGGAACGACGAUGAAGCUGGUAAAAUUAUUGAAACGUAUAAAAUGUUUGAAACUAAACCCCCGGAUAUUAUAAUGGAAAAAUCUGAACAAUAUCCACACCAAAAGCUUGUUAGUGCCCUGACUUGUAUCAAACCGGUGAAUCAAACAGACGCAAUGACCAUUCUAUCUUCUUUUGGAAGUUUAGAACAGAUUAUAAAUGCUUCCGAAAGCAAGUUAUGUGACUGUGUUGGUUUCGGUACAAGAAAAGCAAUGAAAUUGCACAAAACUUUGCAUGAGCCGUUCCUGAAAAAACCUGGCAAAAAAUCACCUAAGAAAACUGAAAAACCUAAUUUAAAAAGAGCUUAUACAAAUGCUUUAGAUGAUAAGGAAAUUGAUCGAUGUUUGAUGGAUGUUGUGGAAAAUAAGGAUUGA
Messenger RNA from Ctenocephalides felis (cat flea), 1082 nucleotides. RefSeq names its product DNA excision repair protein ERCC-1-like. Gene Ontology annotation, biological process: UV-damage excision repair; nucleotide-excision repair; meiotic mismatch repair. Bases 222 to 1082 code for a protein of 286 amino acids. The transcript has 6 exons. Gene Ontology annotation, cellular component: nucleus; nucleotide-excision repair factor 1 complex; ERCC4-ERCC1 complex. NCBI's taxonomy places the organism in Eukaryota, Metazoa, Arthropoda, Insecta, Siphonaptera, Pulicidae. Gene Ontology annotation, molecular function: damaged DNA binding; single-stranded DNA binding. The record is from RefSeq and is a predicted model, not a curated record.